This is a messenger RNA of Podospora pseudocomata, 1838 nucleotides long. RefSeq lists its product as uncharacterized. Gene Ontology annotation, biological process: response to oxidative stress. The transcript is spliced from 2 exons. The coding region runs from base 1167 to 1838 and encodes 223 amino acids. Gene Ontology annotation, molecular function: heme binding; peroxidase activity. NCBI's taxonomy places the organism in Eukaryota, Fungi, Ascomycota, Sordariomycetes, Sordariales, Podosporaceae. The record is from RefSeq and is a predicted model, not a curated record.
CCGGAAUCAAGAAUGUCGUGGCCAUGUUUCUAAAGCAUGGGACCUUGGAUAUCAAAGCAGGAGCCCAGUUGAUAGGCUUCAUGUCCAACGACAGUGAGGCCAGGGCCAAGUUUAUUGAGAGCCAAGUCAAGACCAAGUACGACCGCAUACUCCAUCCCCCCUUGACCUACCUAGGCGAUGCUUUUAAGUACCAUGCUGCCGAUGGCAAGUUCAACAGCGCCCUGAACCCGCAUCUCGGACAGGCAGGAGCCCCUUACGCCAAGACCGUGCCGUCCAAGACUCACCCACUCGGUGCCCUUCCCGAUCCCGGUGACAUUUUUGACCGACUUAUGGCCAGAGGCAAGGAAGCACGGAACAGCUCUUCUGGACUUUCCAGCAUGCUGAUCUAUCACGCCACCAUUAUCAUACACGACAUUUUUCGAACCAAUGAUGGCGACAAGAACAUCUCGGACACAUCUUCCUACCUCGAUCUUUCCCCCCUCUAUGGCUUCAACCAGGAGAUGCAGCGUCAGGUGCGAGACGACAAGUACAGGCUUGGUCUACUCAAGCCUGACACAUUCGCUGAGGAUCGCCUGCUGCACGAGCCUCCUGGAGUGUGCAUCAUGCUUGUCAUGUACAAUCGCUAUCACCAUUACGCUGCCACCCAACUGCGCCUCAUCAAUGAAAACGGGCGCUUUUCAGUACCUGCGAAGUUCGAGGGCACCGAACACCAAGCAGCUGCCCGUGCGUUUGUCAAGGGACGUGACGAUGAUAGCCACUAUCAGAGUGUCCUCGCCGAGUAUGCAAAGGCCUACGACGAGUUUGUGGCCAACGGCAAAAGGACGGAUGCAACUCCGAGGUUUGCAAAAGCCGUCAAGGCUUUGGAGACAUACAUCUAUGAGCACGCUCCCUGCCAGAAGAUAAUUGAAGAGUUUUAUGACGCGUAUGACGCUGCAUGGAAGAAGCUCGACGACGACCUUUUCAACACCGCGCGGUUGAUCACAUAUGGCCUGUACAUCCAGGUGUCGAUCCAUGACUACCUUCGGGCUCUGAUGGGUUUCCACGCCUAUGACACGAUCUGCGCGUCCACGAGACUGCUGCAAAAACGACGACACGCGGGCUGGGAAAUCAAGUAACAGUUGAAUUCAACUUGCUUUAUCGCUUCCAUUGUGCCAUUUCUGCCAGGGAUGGACGAUAUGCUGAAGACUCCAUGCGCGAUAUGUUCUUCAUCAAAGACAACAAGUGGGACCCCGAAGAAUAUGACUCUUCCUGAGUUUGUCAACUUGAUGCAGAAGUCGAAGGAGGCUCGCGGGAAGGCUCAAGAGCCUGAGCUUCCAGUUUGGGAGAGGGAGUUUGGCUUGAGGGAGGACAAUGAACGCAACCCAGCAGGAAAGAAGGUCUUCAAGCGCAACAGCUUGACCGGGUUAUUUGAUGAUCAAGAGAUGGUUGACGAGCUGCUGGACUCGAUGGAUGACCCAAUUGCCAACUUUGGACCCAACAAUGUGCCACGAUGCCUCAGGGCCGUCGAGAUAAUGGGUAUUCAUCAGGCGCGCAAAUGGGGUGUGGGCACUUUGAAUGAUUUCCGUGAAUUCUUCGGGCUCAAGCGUCACGACACCUUUGAGAGCAUUUGCAAGAGCCCUGCUGUUCAGAAGGCGCUGUGCGACUUGUAUGAGCACCCUGACAAAGUCGAGCUUUAUCCUGGUGUCUUUUGCAAGUCUGACAGCGCGAUGAAUGGGGAUCCGGGACCGAGAGACGUUGACUCAGCGUUGUGGGCUGCCAUCUUCUCCGACGCAAUCACGCUGGUCAGAUCCGAUCGGUUCUACACGGUGGACUUGAACACAGACUCUCUUACUUCGUAG